Messenger RNA from Owenia fusiformis, 1042 nucleotides. Lineage: Eukaryota; Metazoa; Annelida; Polychaeta; Sabellida; Oweniidae. The record is from the annotation of a GenBank genome assembly.
UGUUUUCUGAGUUCGGGGCGAGAUCACUUUAUCGAAAUGAUGAGUCCAUGUAUCCUAGUUCUGCUAUGUGUUUCACUAGCCCACGCAAUAACAGAGGGAGAUAUAUCUUUGGGGGUAGAGAGGAACUGGAUCGCAUCCAUAGAAUAUAAACUAGAUUCUGAGACCAAUACAUGUGCUGGUGUUCUCCUGAACCAAAGAUGGAUUGCAACUUCAGCAAGAUGUAUGGAUGCAUUUUCUAUAACUGAAGCUGGGGAUUGGCAAGUAACUCUUGGAAUUCGUGAUCUAAAUGAUGAAACUGAUGUACAGAAGAGUAACAUUGAUACUGUAGUUGUCAAUCCUGACUACAACAGCAACACUUUAGUUGGUAAUGUUGCUCUGAUCCGCAUGCAAGAAGACGCAAAAUUCGAAAACACCUUAAUAGGUAUAAUUGAAAUGGCUUCAGAUGCGAAUGCAUUCCCCGACGGUACACCCUGUUGGGUGCAAGGAUGGGGAAAAUUAGGCUGGAGUGAGCUAGAUGUCCCGUGGCCUUUACUACAAGAAGCAAAUGUUCAUGUCAUGGAAAACACAGUCUGCUCUCAGUAUUGGCCAAAUAACAAUUCCUCUGGCGGCAUAGCAGCUACAGAUAUCUGUACGGGAAGCAGGGCAGGGGCUUACCCACCUCAUGUAACACCCUUCCCAUCUCUAUGUGGAUUGUGGGACGAAGGUGCGCCGCUGUCGUGUCAAAUUGGUGGAAGUUGGCAGCUUGCAGGACUAGGUAGUUGGCAUGGCCAGAGGUGUGGAAUUGACAACCCACCCGUAUAUACCAGGAUCUCCUCUUACAGAAGCUGGAUCAACUCAGUUAUCAGUCUUGGAUAAUUGUACCUAUUCUCAAAAGUGCCAUCCACCUGCUAUGGUCAUGCAAAUAAAUCAGCGAAACCCAAUCUAUUACUAUCAAAAAUGCAUAUCACGUGCUUUUCAGAAAAUCAAUAACAAUAAUUAUCCAUAGUGUAAUUAUUGUAUAAUAUUCUCUAAUAAUAAUAGAACAAUUUAUUAUAGAAUAAUG